Molecule: messenger RNA, 5691 nt
Organism: Notolabrus celidotus (New Zealand spotty)
Lineage: Eukaryota; Metazoa; Chordata; Actinopteri; Labriformes; Labridae
Gene: spef2
Product: sperm flagellar 2
Exons: 39
Coding region: 448-5652 (1734 amino acids)
Biological process (GO): sperm axoneme assembly
Cellular component (GO): manchette; sperm midpiece
Molecular function (GO): protein binding
Source: RefSeq, a predicted model, not a curated record
ACAAUAGCAAUAACGUUUCCAAAAGGCAUGAAAAGAUCUGCUCUAAAUGAAGUACAUUUUCGGUCUCUGUUCAUUCGUUCCCUAAUUGGUGAAGGCAGGCUGCAGUCAAGUGUUGCUAAAAAUACUGUCGUCCCUAAUGACCUUCAUACGAGUGAAAUCAUACAGGAUUUGGAUCAGUUUGUAGUCAUUUUACUCCUCGUUUUGUUGCCGUUCAGUAGAGAAAACUGAUCCAGGACCUGCUAGGCCCGCCCGCUCCCUUGAGUGCCCUCCUGGAGCACACAGGGCAACCUAGUUGACGUGUCACCAUGACAACAGUGACUCGCAGGGGUGUCUUUUGCGUUUCGAUGAUUUUCAGCCGAUAUUAGCGAGCUAAAUAGGCAAACUAUUACAUGCUAACAUGGACAUUAGUUAAUGGUUUUUGUCUAAGUUGAAAGUUAAAUAAUAAAGAUGUCGGAUAUAUUGUGCAGGUGGCUAAAUGAGGAGCUCCGGCUGUCAAAAACUAUUGAGCCAAAAACCUUUGCAAAUAAUUUCUCUAGUGGUUACCUCAUUGGGGAGGUUCUGCAUAAAUAUCAGCUGCAGAAUGACUUCAGUAUGUUUAUGAAGAAAGACACCUCAAUCUCCAAACUGAACAACUUCACCCGCCUUGAGCCUACUCUUCAGUUACUGGGGAUCUCCUUCGACAUAAACACAGCUCAGGACCUGAUGCAGGAGAGGCAGGGUGUUGCCACACGCCUUCUGUACCAACUCUAUAUCUCGCUAGAGAAGAAGAAGAAAGCAGAAAUCAGUGGGACAGUAAUGGAAAUCAUGCAGCCUGCAGCCAAUGCUGGCUUACAUAAAAAGGAGCAUGAGAUCUACUCUGAUCGGUUGCAUCAGGUGGUAAAACGCGAUGCAGAGCUGAAGCUGCAUAACAUUUCUGAGCACUAUGAAGAGAAAUGUCAGCAAUUGAGGGAGAGGUCUGUGAUGACUCAUCUCAUCCAGCAAACCAGACCACUCAAAGGGCAGGAGGAGAGGAGAAUGACAAAUAUUGAAAAGAUGCGGAUGUGUCGAAAGAAGCACAACAGCAUCAUGACGUACAAGCAGGCUGCCAUUGUCCAGGUGCCGAGGCCCCCUCCCUACACUUCACAGCUCGACCUAAAGAAGAGACAUCAGCUGCAACGCAGAGAACAACAAGCUCAGAGAGUUCAGACUGAAAUAGCCCAGUUUGAGACAAACAGGAAGAAAGUGGCCCCUUACAGUUUUGUCUCCCCUUCAAGUGGACAGCCUUUCCCUGGAGACCCCCUUGGUGGCAGCAACCGUGGCUGUGAGAUCCCUGGAAGUGGAACUAAGCUGGUUUUACAAUCCAAUAGCAAAUAUUUACAGGAUAUCCGACAGAGGGGAGAGGAGAGUGCUCUUGCUCGAGAACAGAGAGAGAAGAGACAAUUCAGAUCCAAGGUGGAGCAGCUAAUGGCCCAUGAAGCUCAGGAGGAGGCACAACGAGAGGAGCAGCUAGUGAGGCGUCUGACAAGUCAGGCUCAGCAGGAGCAGCGUUCGGCAGCUCAGCACCUCCAGAUGCGAAAGCAGAAGGAAGUGAUCCGGGAGAGCCGCCUGUUCAGAGAGAAGCAGUACCAGCAGCGAAGAGAGAGGGACUUCCGCGAGGCUCUGGAGAGGGAGGCGGCUUUGGCUCAGCAGGCUAGGUUGGAGGGUGCCGAGGAGAUCAGAAAGGAGCUCGAACUCAGUAGCAAGAUUGCUGCAGAGCGAACUGAGAGCAGAUACAAGAAGCACUUUGCUAUCUGCAAGGACACUGUGGAGCAGGUAGUGGACUUGGCCACCAAGAUCGGAGAAUAUCGACUGCUCACUGGGAAGCUGAUUCCACAGAAGUUGGUGAGAGAGUGGAAGGAACUGCUGUUCAGUGGUCUGCCUCUCUAUGAGCCAGUAAAGGACCAACAACCAGGGUUUGAAUUCUCAACCCAGCUAGACCCUGUAGAGCUUAAGAAGCAGGAGUUACUCAAAAACCAGGACUAUGAUGAAUACACUAACAUGGUAGGUGAGUGGGCAUGGCCAGAGGAAGCAGGGGAGACCAAAUUACCCCUGACCAACAACAACAUUCUUGGGCAUGUUGUCCAGCGACUGAGGAACAUUGUAAAUCCACAUGUUGUUGUGGAGCCCUCCUUACCUUCUUUCCCUCACUUUGCUCUUAAGGCUUGUGUCCUUGGCAAGUUUUGCUCUGGCAAGACCACCUGCUUAUCCAAGAUUGCCCAAGCCCAUGGCAUCCAUGUAUUAGCUGCUGACACACUGAUUGAGGAGGCACUGGAUGCUCACAAGAAUGAAGAGGUAAUGGAGCAGCAGGGAGAGAGCGAGAGUGAGAAACAGCAUACAUCCUCAACAUUACUGAAACCUGAUCUUGAAGCUCAAGAGGAGUGUAGGGACAGCAACAUAAAAUUGUCUACCCAAGCCAUGCUGGGAGCAGCUGCAGAAAAAGAGCUGAAGAAGGGCAGCACCAUUCCCGAUGAGCUUUUAUUGGACAUUAUAGUAGAGGCCAUCAGAAAAGUUCCAGCUCGUUCAGGUUGGAUCCUGGAUGGCUUUCCAGCAGACAUCACCCACGCCCACCUACUAGAGAAAGCCCUGGGCGGAUCUGUAGAUGGAGGGAAUGAUGUUGUAGACAGCAGGACAAACCUUGCUGCUGAUCCUAAUCCUCCCAAACCACCACCAGCUCCUGCUCCUGCACUGGACCUGGCUCUGCUGUUCGAUGUCCCUGAUGAGUGUGUGGUCAAACGCGCAUUUGGUCAGGAAUCUUGUGUUGACGCAGCAACCUCCCAUUCUACAGACAACGCCUUGUAUCAGGCACAGACUCUGCACAGGAUCACAGCUUUUCAUGACUCCUGGCCAAAACUGGAAAAUAUGUUUGGUGGAAAGCAAAACAUUUUGGUCCGAGUUGAUGCAGAUGUUGACGAGGAGGAGCUUUACAAGAGGGUGGAGUCUGCCCUGCAGCAAGUUAUGUUGCAAAGACAGGAAGCUUGUGUCACCUCUCAAGAUGAAGGUGAAAUGUUGGAAAGUGGGAGAGCCCUAGAAACGCACUCUUCUGCCACAUCUUCCACCGUUGACAGAUCACCAGCUAUCGCAGACAAAGCUCUGGGCCUCUCAGACUCCUGCUCAAGUCUUAAGGGAGAAAAAACAGAAAGACUGAAGUCACUUUCCAGGUCCAACUCCAACUCCCCCAGAGGACACUCACGGAGGUCAUCAAUUUCUUCACUGACCAAUAUAGACACUCGGAGAUCCACCAAGAUCCCACCUGGGUCACCUCUCCCAGGUUCACCCACCUGGGUCUACAUAGAUGAACCCCUUCCUCCUGAGAUCCCAGAGAACCUGUGCCCACAUUGGGAUGAAGUGUGCAAUUCUUAUGUGAACAACAUAAAGACAGUGAUGCAGCAGCUGCGCUCACAACGCACUGUUAUUGACCACCAUCUUUACAACAUCAGAGAGAAGUAUAAACAUUACCUCGGGCGUCCAGACUUGAAACAAGAGUUGGUGUCUCAGUGGCAGAAGGACUUCAACAGCAUUGCUGAUGAUAUGAGAGAAGACGAGGAUACCAAAGCAGAGCUACAUCUACGACUGGAUGAAUUGCGAGAACGUUUGUGGGACAUUAGUGAUAAACGAAAGGAGGAAGAUGAGCAAGAGAAGGAAGCCCUGGGGGAAAGCUGGCUGGAGGACCACAGUGCUGUUGUCAUCAACAACCACUCUGUGCUCAUGCAGGUGGAGUUGGAUCGUUUCCAGGAUACUCUUUGCAUCUUAAAAGUCUACUAUCUGGGCAUGUACAAACAAGUGCUUCCUGAGCUACCUUCAAACUUUGUCUGCAUCCCUCUACUGGACAAGGAUCUUACUGAUGAGAGUACUGAGCCAGUAGACACGAGUGUGUGCAGCCAGACGGAUGAUGGGGAGCUCAGGUGGAAAAGUAAAUUUAUUCCCUUUCUCCCGAGACGUCCUGACCCCUCCGGCGAGAUGUCCGAGACGAAAAGCGAGGGUCAAGCGGAACCUGUCAAGCAGCCUCAUGAGAAACUGAUCUCCGAUUACGAAGAAGCCCUGGCAGCCAUCAGAAAAUUGGUGUCAGCAGAAGCCCACCAGAGGGAGACAACAGAGCAGAAGGAGAAACCACCAGAGAAGGAAAAGCCAAAGGCCCCUGGAAGUGCAAAAAAAAAAGACAAUAGGAAGCAGUCGUCAAAAAAGACAAAGGAUCCACCAACCCCACCUCCUGCACCCAGCCCUGCACCAGCUGAAGCCAAAAACGCAAGGAAGAGUCAUGCAGAGAAAGUCAGAGACAAGAUACAUAAAGAAUAUGCAGCUGCACUGGGUCACGAGGGGAAUGCAGCAAAAGUGCGCAUUGCUCUAGUGAAAGGUCAUGGUCUGGUGAUGCUACACUCCCUGCAUAGUAGAGCAGAACAGACCUUCAGCAGCAUGGAGAAGUGGUUGCAGGAUCACUAUCUUACAGAAAUGAAGAGUAUUGACCAGCUAACAGAAGUAGUUCGCCACCACAUAGAGACUGAUACUAAGUUGCAGAAAGAGCUUGUGUUGGAAUCUACAGACUUCUACCUGAAUGGGGACUGUCACAUGGUGGCCAGCCCAGCCCCCCCUUCAUGUCCAACGCCUCUGGAGAAACCAAUACAGUCCACCCCCACCAUCACUCAAUUAGAGGCACUCUACCAACAGCUGUACUCUGUUGCUCCUUCAGGCCUCAUAUCCAGUUCUGAGUUCUCCAGUAUGCUUGAGGGUAUCAUCUCUGUUAACAUGGACAGGAACUCUUUGCCUCAGCUCUGGCUUGACAAAAAUAAAACACAGUGGAUGGAGAUUGUAUCUCUGCUAACAGAUGACUAUGAGCUGAUAGACUGGCGUUGCUUUCUGCUCAGUGCUGCCCUCCCUUGGCCACUUCCUUCACCGGCACAGCUUCUGGAGGUGCUACAACAUUUCAAAACAGCAGAUACUGGCAACACAGGCUACAUAAAUGAGAACCAGUACCAACAGACAGAGUUGUGGUUUUCUAAAGAGAGAGCGCAGCCUGUCCCUGAAGACCCCUCUGAGCCUGUACCUAAUGAUCGUCUGACUAACCUUCACAAGUUUUUUUUCCAGUUGUUUGCAGACCACUCCAUCUCUCCUCCACAACUGGACUAUGUGUCCAUGCUGCAGUACCUAGCAGCUGACCAUAACCCGAAAGAGGGCUUCAUCAGAGCGCUCAGCGUAGUGUCAGGACAGCAUCUCAAACACUCCUCAAUGGGUCAGCUUGUCAAAUCCAUGCCCAGUAUAGAGCUGAGCUCCCCGGACCUUGAUAAAGAAAACAAGGAAGAAGAGACUAACCCGUGUGCAUCAAGCAGUGUGCUGGAGGAGCAAGGAGUGUCCAUCUCUGCCCUCCUUGCUGUCGUCUGCCACAAACUCACCAAGAUGAAAGAGGGACAACCCAUUCUUCCAGGCUGCCCGAGUCAGCAGGAGUACACUGAGCAACUGGUGGAUGUAUUCAAAGAGCUGGGCUACAAAGCAGAGGACUGUGUCCCCUUCUCCAUUCUCUCUAAGCAUCCUUUCAUCCAGGAACUGAUAGAGACCUCAACACAGCACCAACUCGUAAACAUUCAUGGCGUACUGCUUGCCCAACCUGAUGAACGAGAGACUCACAGCCCCACCAUUUCCUAAAGGAUAAAACCUUUACAAUACAUGCUGCUGUCUGCACCA